ACUAUAUGGACAAAGUACCACCGAAAGCUAAUUAGCAAAACCCCUCAAAGCACUUCCAUUUCAUUUCACUUAGUCAAAAGAAAAAGCUAAGCCAAGAACAGGUCCAUUCAAAAUCAUAAUUAUCAGACCAACAAAUUUUAACUAUAUAUCUAUAACCCACCCAAAUCCCAUACCUCUAAUCCCCACCACCAUGCAGCCGGAGAAUCCGGACCUCUACCAGUUUCUGGCCGACAACGGCUUAAUCAACGUCGUGAGUCCUUAUAACUUUCCGGCACCGGGCGGUGGUUCCGGCGAACAUCAUAAUAAUCAUCAGUUCUCGUCGAUGCAAAGCUUUUGUAGCUCAUCCUCUUAUUACCCAUAUUCUAAGGGUUCGACCGGAACUUGCAGCGACAGCAAUACGACUUCUCCUCACGACAGAGCUCUUGUCGCUUUGAAAAAUCACAAGGAGGCUGAGAAGAGAAGGAGAGAGAGGAUUAACUCUCAUCUUGAUAAGCUCAGAAGCCUUCUUCCUUGUAAUUCCAAGACAGACAAAGCUUCUCUCCUAGCAAAAGUAGUUCAACGAGUGAAAGAGCUUAAAGAGCAAACAUCUGAGUUGACCGAACUGGAAAGCUUCCCAUCUGAAACAGACGAGAUCACAGUGCUUUCUUCUGGAAAUUAUUCGGGUACAGCAGGUGGGGAAGGGCAGCUUAUAUUCAAGGCUUCAUUAUGUUGUGAAGACCGGUCAGAUCUCAUACCUGACCUAAUCGAAAUACUAAAGUCCCUCCAUUUGAAGACACUCAAAGUUGAAAUGGCCACACUUGGUGGCAGAAUUCGUAAUGUUCUAAUAGUGGCUGCUGAUAAAGAACACAGCAUUGAGUCUGUCCAUUUCUUACAGAAUGCUUUGAAGUCUCUUCUUGAACGAUCCAAUUCCUCUGAAAGAUCCAAAAGAAGGCGUGGACUAGAACGCAAAAUAGUCAUCUAAUAAUUACAAAAAUAUAUUCUACUUAUAUAUAAUUAUUAAUUAGUUAAUAUAGUACGUAGUCUUUAUAAUUAUCAUGUUUCGUUUUUCAAAUGUCUUAAUUAAUUAUGUUGGUCGCGUUUGAAACUAAUGUGUGAGAGUUUUUAAUUUUAGUUGGUGUAAAAUGAAGAAGAAAAAAAAUAGAGGGAAGUACUUACAUUUAUAUAUAUUGUUGUAUUUGGGGGUGUGAUUGGUUCAUCCAUCUAGUUUUAGGGUUUAGAUUCAGAUUUUAUUGUAUUGCAUUUGGGUUAACAAGCUGCCAAGCACAAAGUGACAUAUUUCAAUAUCUA
This is a messenger RNA of Cannabis sativa, 1287 nucleotides long. RefSeq names its product transcription factor bHLH106. Lineage: Eukaryota; Viridiplantae; Streptophyta; Magnoliopsida; Rosales; Cannabaceae. The transcript is spliced from 2 exons. The coding region runs from base 191 to 961 and encodes 256 amino acids. The record is from RefSeq and is a predicted model, not a curated record. Gene Ontology annotation, molecular function: protein dimerization activity; DNA-binding transcription factor activity. Gene Ontology annotation, biological process: regulation of DNA-templated transcription.